Aspergillus steynii IBT 23096 is the source of this 2023-nucleotide messenger RNA. RefSeq names its product putative pre-mRNA splicing factor. Gene Ontology annotation, cellular component: catalytic step 2 spliceosome; U2 snRNP; U2-type prespliceosome. The transcript is spliced from 3 exons. Gene Ontology annotation, molecular function: RNA binding. The coding region runs from base 71 to 1657 and encodes 528 amino acids. Gene Ontology annotation, biological process: regulation of alternative mRNA splicing, via spliceosome; mRNA cis splicing, via spliceosome. The record is from RefSeq and is a predicted model, not a curated record. Lineage: Eukaryota; Fungi; Ascomycota; Eurotiomycetes; Eurotiales; Aspergillaceae.
UUUGGAUCCGCUGAACCCCCCCCGGCAUCUCUACCCCAGCCUGUCGUCGCCCGGGUUUCGUGUCUCGAUCAUGGCUUCUGUGAGCAAUGGAAAUACCCCCGCCCUGCCGGAGGAGGUGGGCAAGCCCCCCGAGGGCGUCGUCUUGCCACCCAAGGACAUCCGCGCCAUUGUGGAGAAAACCGCUGGCUAUGUCGCUCGGAAUGGUAUCGUCUUCGAAGAUCGCGUCCGCGAAAAGGAACGCAACAACCCCAAAUUCUCCUUCCUCAACCCUGAGGACCCUUACGGAACAUUCUACCAGUGGCGCCUGACGGAGAUCAAGGAAGGGAGAGGCACUGCGGUGUCUGCAGGUCGACCGGGGGAACAAGCGGCGGAGCCUGAGCCCGAAGUGCCCCAGGGACCUGAAGAGCCUCCAGAGUUCCAUUUUUCAGCACGCAUGCCCAUAAUCAACGCGCAAGAUCUCGAGGUCGUCAAGCUUACGGCUCUGUUCGUCGCCAAGCGAGGGAAAUCGUUCAUGACGGCGCUGUCUCAACGCGAAGCUCGGAAUUUCCAGUUCGAUUUCUUGCGGCCGCAACACAGUCUCUACCAGUUCUUCACGCGGUUGGUCGACCAGUACACCAUUCUUUUGCGCGCCGAAGGAAUCGAUGACGCUACGACGGAGAAGAAGCGACUUGCGGAUCUGGAAGCCAACGCGAAGAACAAGUUCCAUAUCCUGGAGCGGGCCAAGCAACGAUCCGAAUGGGUCAAGUACCAGGAACAGCAGAAGCAGAAGAAAGAGGAGGAGGACGAGCAAGAGAAAAUCGCCUACGCCCAGAUCGACUGGCAUGACUUCGUGGUCGUGGAGACCGUCCUCUUCAACGAAACCGACGACCAGGCCGACCUGCCUCCUCCCACCUCGCUCGGCGAUCUCCAGUCCGCCUCCCUGGAGCAGAAGGCCGCCAUGUCUCUCAACCCUCUCCGCAUCGAAGAAGCCAUGCCCACCGACGAGGAGAUGCCCACCUACUACAACGCCUACCCAGCCCAGCCCGAACCCAUGCCCCAACCCGCCGGACCGUCCUUCCCCCAGGGUCUCCCUCCCCAGCCCAUCCCCGCUCAGCCCGCAUACGCCGCCGCCGCCGCCCAAGAGGAAGAGCAACGCAUCCGCGAACGCGCCGAAGCCCGCGACCAGGCCGCUGCAGCUCAAGCCGCCGCCAAAGCCGCCCCGGGCCAGCAACCGAUGCGCAUCCGCUCCGACUACGUCCCCCGUGCCCAGGCCCGCCGUCUCAACCAGACCGGCCCGACGGCCCUCUGCCCCAACUGUCACCAGCAGAUCCCCGUGGCCGAACUCGAGCAACACAUGCGGAUCGAGCUGCUCGAUCCCCGCUGGAAGGAGCAACGCGCCAAGGCCGAAUCCCGCAGCGCCACGACCAACCUGUCCACCGCCGACGUCGUCAACAAUCUCAAGCGUCUCGCCAGCCAGCGCAGCGACGUCUUCGACUCUUCCGUCCUGCCCGGCGCCAGCGACCCCGAAGAAGAAGCCCGCAAGAAGCGCAUGGCCUACGAUGCCUCCGGCGUCGGCCCCACGCCACCCAUGGUCGGUCCUUCCGGCGGCCCACCCAAUCCUCAGAGCAUGACCAUCGAGGAACAAAUCCGACACAUUCGCGAACGCGCCAAGCAAUGAUCCAAUCGCUUGCCGUGUUUCAAUCUCAAAAUGAUCCAUUUCGUUGUCUUUGGGGGCUAUUGAGGAAAUCCUGUGGUUCUAUCUUCUCUUUAUUUGUUGUCAUGGGCGUUGUAUCUCACUCAUCUGGAGUUUUGUUUUCUUAAACGGUUUUUUGGAACGUUGAUAUUCUUUUUUCCCUUCCAUUUUCUCUUUCUCUCCCCUGGGUGUGUCAGACGUAUAUCCGCUUCGGUUGUAAAGUAUAACAUCUUUUUUAUCUUUCGCUUGCUUCUCCUGAUGUCUUUGCCCGAAUGGAGAUAUCAUUAGCUAUGUCUUAACAGUUACUAGAUAUGUAUCGAAACGAAGAUCGUGGGCUCAAACCCUUAGGCG